Micropterus salmoides (largemouth bass) is the source of this 8501-nucleotide messenger RNA. RefSeq names its product family with sequence similarity 135 member B (gene fam135b). The transcript is spliced from 20 exons. Lineage: Eukaryota; Metazoa; Chordata; Actinopteri; Centrarchiformes; Centrarchidae. The record is from RefSeq and is a predicted model, not a curated record. The coding region runs from base 465 to 4784 and encodes 1439 amino acids.
UGCUUCUGCUGAUCUGCCUUUGCCUCCAAGACAAGUCACGGCCGCAAGCUUUUAAUUGCGUUAUUGUCUUGUUUGCGUAACACCCCUUCUUUGUUUCUCAGCAUACUUAGAUUUCGAAACUGCACGGUUCACUUCAGCUUUUAGGGGGCAGGCUCUGACGUCAGCUCGCCCGCUGGACGCGCACACUAGUGCAGCCGCAGGACACACACUGACUGGGUGCUGACUAUUAAUAUUGCCCUUAUGAAACUACCCACAGUCUGUAUUGUCUGCAAAACGCGGGGCGGACCCGGAGGAGAAACACAAAGCCAGAAUCCGCGACAGACGCUGCCGCACUUCCCCAAAUUGAAAUCCCCGUCAGGAGAGAGAAAGAGAGAGAGAGAGACAUAGGGGCGGAAUUGAGAGAGAGGGAGAGAGGGGAGAGAGAGAGAGAGAGAGCAGGGGACUGCAGAACAUACAGGGACUGGAUGAAUAACCAUGGCAACAGCAGCAGCAGCAGGAGAAGCGGUGAUAUAAACAUUUACUCAGUAAAGGCUGGAACGGAACCCUCUGCGGACAGUGCGCUUCAUCAAGGUGAUGAGUGGGAUUAUAUCAUGUCUGAAGUACAGGGAACACUGGAGUUUUCUGUAGAGCUGCACAAGUUUCACAAUGUGGAUCUCUUUCAAAGGGGGUUCUACCAAGUACGAGCAGGGUUGAAGGUCUCACCUCGAGUGCCCCACAGGUUGAUAGCGACAACACAAGACAAUACAGAAGAAUGCAGCUUCAGCUCUGCGGGGGUUUACGACGGCACCGUGUUCAGCCGGAUAUUUCAGAUCCUUUACAGAAAUGAGGAGAUUACCGUGAAUGACUGUAUGAUCUUCAAAGUCCACAUGCUAUUGGAUGGAGAAAGGAUGGAGGAAGCCCUGAGCGAGGUCGACUUUCAGUUGAAGCUGGAUCUUCAUUUCACUGACAACGAGCAACAGCUGGCAGAAAUAAUAACUGUCCCGUUGAUCAGCAGUCGGACCCUCAGCCUUCACUUCCACCCGCAGAGAGGCCUCCACCACCAUGUCCCCGUCAUGUUCGACUACUUCCACCUGUCCGUCAUUUCUGUCUCCAUACAUGCUUCACUGGUUGCCUUACAUCAGCCGCUAAUCAGCUUUGCACGUACGGGGAAGGGCUCCUGGCUGGGGAAGGGCUCGCCAGAGAGCGCGAGUGACCCAUCUGCCAUGUCUGUAGAGAACCUUGUGUUCGGAGCGGGCUACUGCAAACCAGUCAUCUCUGAGGGAAGCUUUUAUGUGCCCAGUGAAAACUGCCUGCAAGGAGCGCAUACGUGGCACCGAAGGCUGUGUCGCCUCCUGUUGGUCACACACAAAGGCCUGCACACCUACUACACAGCACUGUUGAGGGAAAUCCCACAGCUCCAGCAGACUCCACUAGACUCAGAGGUGCUGCCUGUAGAAGAAACUCUAAAUCAGCUCACAAUACAGUUACAGCUACAGGAAGGCCAUGAGAAGGUAGCGGAGCAGAUCAGCAGGGACGUGAGCCAGCUCUGCUCCCAGCUGGCUGCUCUGUGGAGCCGCUUCCUGGAGGCCGCUGUGCUCAACCCCCACAUCCUCUCCUACCUGGCCCAGGAGCACCACACGCUCAGGGUCAGGAGGUUCUCAGAGGCAUACUUCUUCACUGAACACCCCAAAGAGAUGUCUCUGACUUUUCAAGAGGAACUUAUCAACAGACAUGGCCAGAUAGCUGCAGAGGUGCGGAGCUCAGACUACCUGACCAAGAUGCCUCCUUUGCCUGUUGAGUGCCUGGACAUUGAUGGAGACUGGAACAGCCUGCCUAUCAUAUUUGAGGACAGAUAUGUGGAGUCUCCUCAAACAGAGUCGAUAUCACAUGUGCCAACCGCUGAUGGGCAGACCAACUCAGAUACUGCCGUCACUGCUGCCAAUGGGGAUUUUGAAAGCAGCCAGGGACCCAGAUCACCAGCAAUACCCCAGGAUCCCUUGGACGGUGAUGACUGCAUGGACCUUCCCACAUAUGUCUCACUCAUAGCAGAGCAGAGUAAGAACAGUACCAACAUGAGAAGUACCCCUAACCUCAUUCCCACUGAGGACAGUGCUGGACUCUCUCCAGCAGGGACAAAAAACCUGAAGGAACCAGAGGAAAAACAAGGGCAGGUUGAAGAGAACUGUAAUCCAGGCCCGAGGUACAUUGCAGUUAAGCCUUGUGAUGUGGAUCCAUAUGGAGGAGAAGCAGUCCUGGUUCUCUCCUCAAACCAUAAUCCCCUCAUUGACUCUGAUAAAAGCAGUGAUCAGUCUCCUGCUCAUCAUGUAACAGAAAAUACCGUCCAACUUUGUGAUGCCACAAAUGACAGCAACGCAGGAGAGAAUGAAAACAAUGAAGAGGAGUCUGAUAUUGCCAUGCCAUUAAAUCACUCCAUGGAUGAUGAGAGUGAGGAUGUUCUACCCACUGCCUAUGGGCAUCCAGUUAUACCUCCCUUUCCCGGUGAACUCAGAAAAGACAUGACUCACCGUGGAGGCCUAGUUGGCUCCAAGAUCAUGAAGCGCUCAUCCUCAGUUAUUUCCGACUCAGGUAUUGAGAGCGAGCCCAGCUCGGUGGCCUGGCCCCUGGAGGCUGCACUGCGAGGCCGACCACCUCUAGACUUCUCCAGCGAACGGGAGAUCCCACAGCAAAUAGUGUGCCGCCACCCGGUCCACCGCAGCUCUCUGGAAGGCCUACAGAUGGAGAGCAAUGGCAGCCUUCCAAGUGGAGGCAUACAGGCCUCACUCACCUCUAUUAGCUCCCUGCCCUACGAGGAGGACCAGCAGCAGAGGCAGCUCAGCAAACUGACCAAGUCAGUCUCUGCGCCACAGAUAAGUAGCCCUGAAGAUACUGAGGAGGGACAUGUGCUUCUCAACCAGGAGACAGACCCUAAGAGCUUGGUGACACACGAGGAGUCAUUUAAGAUAAACUGCUCUUCGUUGAACAUCAACCUGGAUUCUGAGCAAUCUGAAUCAUCUCUAUUAGACCCAAGUUUAAUGUCAAAUCUUGGCCAUAUUCUUGAGCAGAAUGUUAGCUCUGAAAAGUCAAACCCUCCACAGUACCUGUCAGAGACAUACAGAACCAAGUCAGUGUUAAGUGGUGUGUCUGAAGUCUUGCUUUUACAAGAGUUUGUAGCAAGCCCUCCUGUGAAGGACAGCGCUGUUAUUGGCAGCCAGGGGGAGAAUGUGAACCAUCAAACACACAUCAGUGGAGUAAGCGCCUCAGUGGAGGAUGUGCAUCUCAUUGAAAUGGAAGCAACGCCCUGCAGCUGUGGACACAAACCAUGUGUGCAUAAAAGUGCUGCAGAUCAGGAGAGCAUUAACACUGCAGAUGAGUGCCAAAGCUUCCAUCAGACCAAAUUGCUUGAUGUUGAGGACCAGGAGUGUAUGGAUCCCUUCCGAACACAUCUACAGCCUUCAGAGCUUCACCACUCCAAUGACCUCCCCAACAGUACCACCGUCACACAGAGGCCGAGUGACCUUACAGGGCUGACAGCCAAUGAUAUCACAUCAUUUGUUAACGUCAAUGAGAUAUCAGCCAGUGAGAAAGAACCUUUAGAUGGCCAGGCUAAGCCCUCUAAGAUCCCUAACUCAGGGCUGGCCUUCGUGAAUAAGAAAAUGGUGGAGGUGGUGAACAUGUCAGUAGCUUGUGCCCCGACUUGUCUGCCAUUUUCUUCCGUCCUGAGAGACUCUCCAUCCAUCAGUGGAAUGUCCGCUCGCCAGGCUACCUCACCUAUCACCCAUCAGCCCCUGGGCUCCUUUGGUAUCAUCUCAUCGUCUUCUCUCAAUCCCCUGAACAUGGAUGACGAGACCAAUGAACGAAUGCUAAAUUUCUACAAAGCCAAAGAGGAGCUGCUGAAAGAGUUGAGCUUUCAGGCCAGCUUGUACGCCGACCUUCCUGACCUGGCAUCAGAUAUGCCCUACUUCCCCCCUGAGGAGGAUGAUGAGGAGUUUGAUGACGGCAUACACCUUGUGGUGUGUGUCCACGGGCUUGAUGGAAACAGCGCAGACCUUCGGUUGGUGAAAACCUUUAUUGAGUUAGGAUUGCCAGGAUCCAGGCUGGACUUCCUCAUGUCGGAAAGGAACCAGACUGACACGUUUGCAGAUUUCGACACCAUGACAGACAGGUUGCUGGAUGAGAUCAUUCAGCAUAUCCAGCUGUACAAUCUCACCAUAGGCAGGAUAAGCUUCAUCGGCCACUCUCUGGGGAACAUCAUCAUCCGCUCAGUGCUGACGAGGCCUCGCUUCCGCUGCUAUUUGCCCAAGCUGCACACUUUCCUCUCGCUGUCAGGGCCACACUUGGGAACACUGUACAACAACAGCACGCUGGUCAGCACAGGUCUGUGGUUAAUGCAGAAGCUGAAGAAAUCAGGAUCCUUGCUGCAGCUCACCUUCAGAGAUCAAGUUGAUCCACGGAAAACAUUCCUCUAUCUCCUGAGUCAGAAACCAGGGCUCCAGUUCUUCAAAAACGUGGUGUUGGUGGCAUCUCCACAGGACCGUUAUGUUCCUUUCCACUCUGCCAGAAUAGAAAUGUGCAAAACUGCUCUUAAAGACAGGAGCACAGGGCCCGUCUACACUGAGAUGAUUAACAACCUCCUGCAGCCACUUGUGGAGGCUAAAGAGUGCCGGCUGAUCCGCCAGAAUGUGUUCCACGCCCUGCCAAACACAGCCAACACCCUGAUCGGCCGCGCGGCCCACAUCGCUGUCUUGGACUCUGAGCUUUUCCUGGAGAAGUUCUUCUUAGUGGCAGGGCUCAACUACUUCAAAUAAAGGUGCUAGUAGGCUACUGCAGGCUUACAGGACAGAACCUGUUGGUGGCUGAUGGAGCUGAUUUUAAGGAUAAGGUCCUUACCUUCAUUUUGUACAGUAUAUUCAAUGUAUAUAAUCACUGAUAUCCAAGAGGCAAGGCCUGUAUAUCCCGUUUGUUAGGAUUGUUAGCAGCUGUUAUAAAAAAGAUCAGUGUAUUGUCACUGUUUAAAUUGCUAACUAAAAACUCUGAGUUUGACGUGUAGACAUGCAAAACAAAACAUCUGACAUCUAUCUCAGGAUUGAUUAUAGAUGUUUUGUUGGCCUGGAAUAACCUGUCAGAACACUAACAGAUGCUAAUUGUGGUCGAAAGCAUUUAACUACUUUCCCUUUAGAAUUGGUUUAGAGUCAGGUUGAUUGAUUUCUAAGGGUUCCACCGAUGAUAGUCUUAAGCUAUCCUUGGAACCGAGGCAAUAGAUGCGCCACAUUUAUAUCCUCUUGAUUGAACAUGAAGUAUUUUGUUGUACAAAACAUAGAUGUUCCUUUAUACAGAAAUGAAUAUAUUGUUUAAAUUAUUUAUUUUUUAUUUGUUAUGUGUCUACAGUGUAAGUAGCCCAUCUAAAUGUGAUCUUUUGUGUGUUGUUAUCAUCAAAUCUAUUGAAUGAAAAUCAAAGUAUACAAUGGAGGCAUAAGUGUUACCCCAUGUAGCCUACAAUUCAGUAUAUGGACACCUGCUUUUUUUAUACAUAUCAGUCCAACCUAACUCAUUGACCCCGAUUAGUAAAUAUGCCACAGCAUAAUCUUUGAUACCAAAUGGCUCUACUGGCUCUGAUCAUUUGCACUGAAAGGUUGAUUGAUUAGAUUUAUGAAUUGAUCAUUUGCCUAUCCCCACCCUACUUAUUUACUGUUGCUAUGCCUGUGAAGCUUACACAUAAUCAAUUUACAGUGAUAACAGUGGCAGAUUACCACUCAAAAUUCUUUUAAACUUUUAAAACAAUGAAUCCUUGAGGUAGAUAAAAGCAUGCUUCUUAUUUCUCUCAAUUUUGUUGUCUCAAAUGACAACUGUCACAGGCAGAUUUUAUCAGCCGUAGCUAGCUAGGUGAUGUAAGCUACAUGAGAUGGUUGAAAACGCGUUCUCCAGCUGAUUUCACAACAUUACUGAAAAAUCUGACUGUUAUUUCGUUAUAUCAUAGCCCUGUUUGGCUGCUUAGCUUGUAUGUGUUCGUAUUUGCGGCUGUUUGCACUUUAAGAACAAAAGGCCUUUGGAGAGGAUUGAUGAGUUUUUAGCAUUUAGGACCAGCUUCACACAAAAGAUAAAUAGUAUACAGUGGAUGUGCUAGUCAUGAAUGUUUUUUUAAUGUAACCUGUAACCCACAAACUAAUGAAACCUAGUUGGUUAAUGAUGUGCUCCUCUGCUUGGAGGUAAUGCUCGGUUAGCACUAGUGAGCUAGUUGGCCGGACAUGCUAAAGUUUGCAGGUCACUUUAAACUUUUGCUCAUGUGUUUUUGGUUUUGCAAAGGCUACAAAAAACACACCACUCCUGAAACUCUUUGGUCUCUUUAGUCCAGUGGUUCAAGACAGCCCUCAGGAGCCGAUAAAAGUUCAAGCCCUACGCCCACUGCAGCAAAUGUGGAGUUCAUUAUAAUCAAUCAUUAAGAACUGAAGUAAAAAAAAAAGAUUCAGGUUAACAAAAUACCCUUGAGAGCAUCGGAGCACUUUUGUUUUUUACGACACAACAUGAAUCAAAUUCAUGCAACUUUAGACCUGACAGUCCUGUCAUGCAUAGGUACGGUUGCAAAGCUAUGAUUGGACAAUUGCUGUUCAGGGUAGGGGUUUAGCAGUUAUUUUGAUAAACUAUGUGUUUUGAUAUGUUGAAACAAAUCUAUUGCAUUAUAACUACCACGAUAAAACAGUAAAGCUACAUGACUUAUUUGCAUUCUGCUCCUUGAAUCAUAUGGCAGGGAGACAGAAAACAGGCUUACUGAUAUAAUUAACAGCAAAUAUACUGUAGCCUACUUGUUUGUUAAAAAGAUACACAAUGUCCAUGUCUUUACAAUACAAUGUUCUGGUAUAAUGACCGUCACUUUCUUAAUGAGCCUUUUAAAUUGUACAUACAAAUUCUCCACACAAGGAUAGAUUUCAUAAAGCACUUUGAAAUUUGUUAUUUUUUAACUGGCGUAAAUCAGAGUGCCAUUUCUUGUGUUUUCUGGAACACUGGGUGAGAUUCUCCCUCACACACUCAUUUUCUUUAAACCACUUUCAAUAUGAUGCAUGAUGACGACGUCAGCAACAGCACGACAAUGCUCUCAAGUUCUUGAACAUAUUCGAUGCCGUAUUUCUCAUCUCAUCAACUCAAUCAAAUACAUGCUGUACGCUUUUUGUCUUUUUUUUUUCUCUACAACCUUUGCUGUCACAUUAAAGCGUGACACGAGAUAUGUCAUUUUCCAGCAUACUUGUGAGGACUGUUUUCCUCAUCACUGUGCUGUCCAUCAAAUGAUGUUUACAUUUUGACAGUCGUCUUAAAUCCAGCUGUGGUUGUGCUCCUGCAGCAUAUGUAAUGUACAUACAGAGACCUAUAUUUAACUUUUGCACUGGUUUGAUGGCAAGUGCACUUUGUUGACCACUUCGAAUCCACCUCCAUUGGCUUUACAAAAUCUAAAAAGCUAUUUUUCCUGUGUUUUUGGUUUAUACAUGCACUGCUUCUUUCAAGCAUUGUAUAGUGCUCUGUCCCCGAGUACAAACAAUGACAUCGCAAAGUGCUCUUUCCUGUUCUGAAGCUGUUGCUGGGGCUCUGCAGGGUAAGCAGAGUGUCAUUGUGAUUGACUCUAAUCAAAUGGGCUCCUUUGGGACGCAGAGAUCGCUCUCAGAAAUCCACUAAGCAAAGCUGCGUAAGCAGUCUGUACGAGCUGCCAUGCAUCAUUUCUCAGCACACACAAACACAUACUGUAUAUGGAUGAGGCUUUAGUUUGUUUGCAUUUAAGGUCGUGUUUGUUUACCCAAAGGGGUCAGCAGUAAUCAAUGUAGUGAAAAAGUGUUAUUGAGCAUUGGCCCCUUCAAGGGCAAAUACAGGUUUGAAAUUGUUUCAUAAGAUGAAUGAGUUCUGUAAAAGGUUUCAAUUGAAAGUGCGGUAUUAGAUCAGAAAUAAUUGUAUUUAUAUUACGCUGAACCAUUCUGUAGAGCAAAGUUUUUUUUUUAUAUGACUAAAUAUGUCUGUACAUUUAUGCUGCUGUCAUAACUAUGAGUGAUUUCAGAGGUGAUUCAUAUAUCCAAUAGAUCCAUGCAAGUGCUGUCAACCUUCAAAACUAGCUGACUUGAACCUUUUUGUAUUUGAUUGCCCUUUACUCAGAGUCCUGUUCAUGUGUAUAGUGUGUGUGUGUAUGUGUGUGUGUUUGGAGGGUGGAGAAGGGGGUGUAAUAUCUGUGUGAAAGGAUAUGUGUAAUCAUUGUCUGCUCGUUGCUGGAACAUCCUUUAUGUGUUUGAACCGAAUGUAAAAAAUGUUUGACUUCACUGUGAGGAACAUGUAUUUAUUCCAUUCUGAAGUUCUUUUGCUGAAUGUAUAACAUGUAAAGUACAGUAAAUACUACUUCAUCCGUGCCAAUACUACUGUAAUAUUUUUCUAUGUUGCUGACUGUGCUGUAUGUAUUCCUUAGUAGCUUGUGUCCUAUGUAAAAAUAUAAAUAUAUAUAGCAUAGUAUUAUUUAACAGAUAUGAUGUUACAAUAAAAAUGUUCCUUUUGCAUUA